Molecule: messenger RNA, 1116 nt
Organism: Trifolium pratense (red clover)
Lineage: Eukaryota; Viridiplantae; Streptophyta; Magnoliopsida; Fabales; Fabaceae
Product: F-box protein At1g61340-like
Exons: 3
Coding region: 273-734 (153 amino acids)
Source: RefSeq, a predicted model, not a curated record
UUGGAACCUCAAAUAUCACCUUUUAAUUUAAAACUUCUCAUUUUAACGCCUUCCCCAACAAAAAACCACAAAUAGUAACCACCAUUCUUCACCCUGUUUUUUGCUCCAAAAAUUUCGCAUCGGUUUUUUUUUUCUUUCUUUUGUCUUCAAACCAAUUUCUCAUAAUCUCUUUUUGAUUUUUAAGUUUUAACUUAUUUCUAGAUAGGAGAGUAAGUAAAUAUACUAAACUGUGAAGUUUUUCAUUUCGUUGAUUUUCAACAACGGUUCCAGAAAUGUCUUUAGGGUUUAAUAGUUACAGUUAUGGCCGUGCACUUUCUAGGAAGAGGAUUGUGGUUUCCAUCAACGAUGAAGCUUCUCAUAAAAUCGAUUCGAUUCAAGUAACGUCUUCAUUGAAGAGAAUGUGUAGCGGAAAAUUUAAUUCCAUUUCUGAAAAAUCUCGCCUUGAAUCUCUUCCUCAAGAUCUUCUUGUUAGGGUUUUAUGUGGUGUGGAUCAUGAUGAUUUGGAACAGCUUUUUAAUGUCUCUUCAUCGAUUAGAGAAGCAAGUGAGAUUGCUAAGCAGAUGCAUUUUGAGUUCAGUACACCAAAGAAAAACACUGUUGCUGUUCGUUCACCAUUUGAUAUUGAAAAUGGUUUUGAUGAAAUUGAAGCUCCAAAUGCACCAAUGUUGAAGAAAUCUAAGCCAAUAUUGUGUGCUAAUAAACUUGCUGGUAUCUCAGUAUCAUUGUUUCCUUAAUUUAAGGAAAAACCAAUGAUGAGAACUUGAGAAGCAACAAUUCAUGAUGGAAUAGUUGUGUUGUUUCUCUUGUUUUGGUUUUUGAUGAGUAAAUAGAUUGCUCCUGUUGUUCUUGUAUAUUGAAAACCAUACAUUAGAUAAGGGCUUCUUAGAGGUUUAGGAUCUUCAAAUCUUUCAUUGAAGAUUGAUUUUACUUGGUUGUAAUCUUUUCUGUACAUCUAUAGGCAGAUAGAAUGUGACAGAGAUUCUAGUGAUUUUGUUUGGAGGGGAUAUUAUAGGCCCUUCUAGUCUGAUAAAUUUGAGUGUGCACUGUGUAUACAUACCAAUUGCAUACUCUCUAUGCUUUGCUAAUAAAUUGAUUAAUGUUGUUUCUUCCCUUUUA